Molecule: messenger RNA, 1229 nt
Organism: Numida meleagris (helmeted guineafowl)
Lineage: Eukaryota; Metazoa; Chordata; Aves; Galliformes; Numididae
Gene: PSMA1
Product: proteasome subunit alpha 1
Exons: 12
Coding region: 362-1072 (236 amino acids)
Biological process (GO): ubiquitin-dependent protein catabolic process
Cellular component (GO): nucleus; proteasome core complex; proteasome core complex, alpha-subunit complex
Source: RefSeq, a predicted model, not a curated record
GUCGGGGCUGCGGGGCGCCGCGCUCGGCGGUGAGCGGCUUCCCGCGCCUUCGCGGCUGUAACAGCGCCGCGUGUCUCCCCGGCCGCAGCGUGGGACGGGGCGAGCGGAGCGGCCGAGCCCUGCGGAAACCGGGGGCUGGGCUCUAAGCGCGGAGGAGUUAUAUUUGUUAAGUCCAAGGGUGAGAAGAGAGAUCCAAUUGCAUUCCAUGUGAAGCAAAGCAGUCAGUUUCAAAGGCAAUAGUGCAGUCCUCUCCAGUGACAAAAGAUGUACAAGAGAAUGAUCUCCACGGUUCCGCAACCAGUACGAUAACGACGUGACGGUGUGGAGCCCCCAGGGGCGAAUUCAUCAAAUAGAAUAUGCCAUGGAAGCUGUGAAACAAGGCUCAGCCACUGUGGGGCUGAAGUCAAAAACACAUGCUGUUCUGGUUGCUCUAAAGCGAGCACAGUCUGAGCUGGCAGCUCAUCAGAAAAAAAUCCUGUACGUUGACAACCAUAUUGGCAUCUCAAUUGCUGGACUUACGGCUGAUGCAAGACUCUUGUGCAAUUUCAUGCGUCAAGAGUGCCUGGAUUCUAGAUUUGUGUUUGAUAGACCUCUUCCAGUUUCUCGCCUGGUGUCGCUAAUCGGAAGCAAAACACAGAUACCAACGCAGCGCUACGGCAGAAGACCGUAUGGUGUAGGACUGCUCAUUGCAGGUUAUGAUGAUAUGGGCCCUCACAUCUUCCAAACUUGUCCCUCAGCAAACUAUUUUGACUGUAAAGCAAUGUCCAUUGGUGCUCGUUCGCAAUCAGCACGGACUUACUUGGAAAGACACAUGACUGAAUUUACUGACUGUAAUCUAAACGAGUUAGUUAAACAUGGACUGCGUGCCCUGAGAGAGACUCUUCCUGCCGAACAGGAUCUGACCACCAAGAACGUUUCCAUUGGAAUUGUUGGCAAAGACAUGGAGUUUACUAUCUAUGACGAUGAUGAUGUAGCACCAUUCCUAGAAGGUCUUGAGGAGAGACCGCAGAGAAAGCCUGCUCUGCCCGCCGAUGAGCCUGCAGAGAAGGCAGAAGAGCCCAUGGAGCACUAGUUGGUGGACGGCUUCCUCUGUGCUACCAUACGUGUUGCCGUACAGGAGUGUUUAUCCACCGGUGGUAACUUUAUCCUCACCUGUAUGCCUCUUAUGCUGAUCUGUUCUGAGGAUUGCUCUUAAAAAAGAAAUAAACCAACUCGCCUAUCCUUAAGGA